Bolinopsis microptera is the source of this 4093-nucleotide messenger RNA. RefSeq names its product filamin-B-like. The transcript is spliced from 16 exons. The record is from RefSeq and is a predicted model, not a curated record. Gene Ontology annotation, molecular function: actin filament binding. Bases 537 to 3680 code for a protein of 1047 amino acids. Gene Ontology annotation, biological process: actin cytoskeleton organization. NCBI's taxonomy places the organism in Eukaryota, Metazoa, Ctenophora, Tentaculata, Lobata, Bolinopsidae.
UUUUAGGGUCUUUGAAACCAUUUCUAGACAGCUCACGACUCCAACUUUUAAAAAAUGGGGAAAAUCGCGGAAAUUCCGUCUUUUUUAGUGCUGUCAUAAACGUUCCGUGAUCAGAGUGGCGCCCUUUCAGCAUUUCAAGGAUAUUGUUACAGAAGUUGGCAGAAACUGAUAAUUGUAUUGCCGUGUCGUAAUUAUUUCACGACCUGUGUGUGUUUAUUUGAUAUGUUAGGGGUAAAAUAAUCCCUUUCGCCCUUUUCCUGGCUUGCAGAAUUCGAUGAGUUGGUUGAUUUUGCCUCUUCAACUAAGGAACUUGAGUGUUAAUCUUAUCUUUUAGUUUUUAAUGAUGAGAGAGUUCCACCAACCUGCAGUCCAGCCUUGCUACUCACCUUGACUGCUACCUUUAUAUCCCCUCUACAACACCUUUACAACACCUUUACUACACUUCUAUAUCCCCUCUACAACACCUUUCCUACACCUUUACUACACCUCUAUAAUCUAUAUCCCCUCUACAACACCUUUCCUACACAUAAAACACUAUGACGACCACCCCAAAGAAGAAGAAGUUUGUGAUGUACAACACAGACGAAACAAAAGAAGAGACCCCCAACAACUCCCAGUUCAAGAGAGAUCUCCGCAGUGACGCGGGUAGUGUCAUCAGAGCUAGUCUGAGGAAGAGGAAAAUGAAACGAGGGAACUCUCAUGCUGAGAUUACGGUCUCUCAGACCACGGCUCAUGUUAAUGGAGCAGUAACGAUGACGACGCAAGUUAACGAAGAUGAAAGACAGUGCUACCUUGAUGAUGUGAUCAGUGAAAAUGUGGGCUGGAUCCGUAUCCAGGAGAAGACUUUUAAGAGAUGGAUGAACGAGCACCUGAAGCACAGGAAACUGGAAGUUGAGGACAUCACAGAGGAUCUCAACGAUGGUCUGGCUCUCAUCAACUUGUUGGAGGUCCUAUCUCACAAGUCUAUCGGCAGGAACUACACUAAGAAGCCCCGUAUUAACGCGCAGAAGAUGGAAAACAUCGUAGCCACCUUCAACUUCAUGAAGGGUGAGGGUAUCAAGAUAGUGAACAUUGACAGUACUGAUAUCAUGCAGGGCAACAUGAAGCUGACUCUCGGGCUAAUCUGGACGCUUAUCUUCAACUACCAGAUCGCUGCCAACCUAAAGGACGAUAACUCAGGAGGUGGUCCCAAGAAGAAGCUGCUUAACAAAAUAAACCAGAAACUCCAGCCAAGUGGCAGAAAAGCUAAAAACUUUACUGGCGACUGGAAUGACGGAACUCUGUUAGCAUGUCUGGUAAACUGUAUCGCUCCUGGCUUGAUCCCCAAUUACACCAUCCUCAACCCUGAUGAUAAGGUCGAGAAUAUAAAGAUGGCUAUGGAUCUGGCUGAGACUUGGCUUGGUGUACCCAAACUCCUGGCUCCUGAAGACAUGGCUAGCACUAGUGCUGAUGACCUCUCAAACAUGACAUAUCUGAGUGGCUUCCUGGACUGCAAGGUCAAAGAGGGUGCCCCUGUGGUCUACCCCAAUCGGUGCAUUGCUCGAGGACCUGGUGUAUCAGGAGUCGGUCUCCUGCCCGGUAAACCCGCCACUUUCGAGAUAGACGCCAGCAAGUGUGGUGCAGGUGACGUGGUGGUCACAGUGGACGGACCUGAGGGCAGUGACCCAGUUAAAGUGGAGUACUCGGCCGGUGGAGACACUCCUGGGGUCUACACUGGUUCUUACCACCCCAAGGACGAGGGAGAGUACACGGUUAACGUUACUUUCUGUGGGGUUGAUGUCCCCAAAGCCCCCUUCAAGGUGAAGAUCUACAAUGAUGGACCCCGAAACAAGGUUGAUCCUAAGAAGGUGAAGGUUGAGGGACCGGGUCUGACUGGAGAUAUGAUCCUGCCUGACGAGAACGCCUGGUUUAAAAUCAACUACCUUGAGGCUGGACCUGCAGAACCAAAAGUGGAGAUCGUUGGACCUGACAGUCAGCCGAUAGCCUUCAAUGUGGAGCAAGACGGAAAAGGUGAACAGUACGUGUCGUACAAACCACCAAAGUUCGGAAUGUACAACGUUGCUGUCAACUUCGGUGGGAUGCCCCUGCCCAACUCGCCCUACAAAGUCAAGAUCAGUCCCAAAGUUGACGCUUCCAAAGUCAAGGUCGCUGGACUUGCUCAGAUUGUUAGAAUCGGUGACAGUCCCGUCUUCAAUAUCGAUACAACAACUGCUGGAGAAGGCAAGAUGGAAGCUCAAGUUGUGUCUCCUAGCGGCAAGUUAUUGGACUUCGUGUUAGAUGAUGAUGAUGCAGGACACCAUACCCUCAAGAUAAACCCCAGCGAGAUGGGUACACAUACCAUCAGCUUGGUCUACGGCAAGGUUCCUGUACCCCACGGCCCAUUCAGUGUCAAAGUAAGGCCAGAGAGUGAGCCAGACAAAGUCAAGGUUCAGAUCGAGAAUUCGGUUAUCCGCCUCGGAGAGCCCACUAAGUUCAAGAUCGAUUCCACUGAGGCUGGAAACGGUGAUCUCGUAGUCCGAAUCUUGGACAGUUUGGGCAAUGAAGUGGAAGUCGACCAUGAUCAAAACGGUUACGAGGUUUCCUUAGGCCUGGACACGUUCACCUUUACACCGAAGAAGGAGGGUGAUUAUGUUGUCGAUGUGACGUUCGCUGGGGAACCAGUUACCGAAGCAAGGCUCGCAGCCGAACCAAGACUCAAGUUGGACAAACUCAACAUCUUUGGAGAUGGUCUCAACAGCAACAAACCUCUCAAGGUGGGAGAGGAAUGCAAGAUGACGAUAGACGCGAGCCGCGCGAUGACUGGAGACAUAGUGAUCCGAGAGAAGGACCCUAACAAGAUGGGCGCUGAAGAUCAUGCUGAUCUGGAGCUCCUGGUGGUCGGUCCUGACGGCCGACCUGUCACUCUGGAGAUUGAAGAGAGUGAGCCGGGUGUGUUCAAGGUCGCCUUCACCCCCGACAAAGCUGGUAAUUAUUUGUUCGUUGCUGAAUCUGAAGGAGUGGCUGCUCCCAAAUGCCCAAUUCCUCUGAAAGCCCGAGGACUUAAAUCAGUGAAAGUGUACGGUCCCGGUAUUGAGCCAUCUGGUAAUUUGUGUGGAUUUGAUACCCACUUUGUCGUGGACGCCCGAGAAGCAGGAGAGGAACAACUCUUCGUGGAUAUUGUUGGACCCGGAACUGGUGAAUUCAAACCAGUACCAACCAUCACCGAGCCAAAGAAAGGGUUGUUUAACAUCAAGUACGACGUGUCUCUUCAUAAUAAUUACGAUGUGAAUGUCAAGUAUGGCGAAGAUUCCCUUAACCAAGGAAAACCGUACAAACCUAAGGUGCACACCCACAGUGUUGGUGCCUUCCCCAGUACUCGCAGAAGGGUCGAGAUCCAGAUUACACAUUUGUCUCUGGAAGCACCUAGCUCGUGCAGUGUUGAUGAUUACAUCGAUAUCAGGUUGAAAUACGCACAAAGGUUCAAGAGUACGGCCAAGGUAUGCGGACCUGCCCAACCUCCAACUGUCAAGGUUAUUGGCCCAGCUCGUAAAUUGGUCGACACCAAGACCUCAGUCAAGGAUUCAACAUACAAGAUCCGCGCUAGUCCUGUGGAAGUAGGAGCUCAUAAGGUAGUGGUACGAUGUUCGGACAGCGACUUGGUCUACGGCUCUUUCAGCAAUAUGUUCGAGAUCACCAAGUGAGGCACCGUCUAAGUAUAGGUGGAAACCUGCGCGUGGUUCAUAUGUGCUGCGAGCGACAAAACACCGGGGAUAAACAAAUAUUGUUCAUCACAAAUCUUGGGAAAUUGGUUCAAUAUGUGAACUUCUAUUGCAAUACACAGACGAUAGCACAGAAGCAGCAUUGUGUCAACAGAGAAUGUAACAUGAAGAGACAUUUAGGUUUAGACUAUUUACGAAUUUUAUUUUGUUAGAUUGAAAACAUUGCUUAAAAUCGUUGAAUAUUUUAACUGUAAGUGUAAGGUGUAUAUUUUGUAAUAAAGAAUGCGAAAAAAAUGUAUGACGGUGAUAAGAUGAAUUUGAUGUUUGCACUGAAAUGAUAUAAUAUAAGUUAUAAUCUUUGUAUACUAUCCUAUUAACCAAUCAUUAAAGACUGA